Camelina sativa (false flax) is the source of this 2139-nucleotide messenger RNA. RefSeq names its product protein HAPLESS 2. The record is from RefSeq and is a predicted model, not a curated record. NCBI's taxonomy places the organism in Eukaryota, Viridiplantae, Streptophyta, Magnoliopsida, Brassicales, Brassicaceae.
AUGGUUAACCCGAUGGUGAUGGCUUGUGUGAUCAGCGUAAUCAUCAUCAUCGGAAUGUUAAACGAAGUCGAAGGGAUCCAGAUAUUGUCGAAAUCAAAGCUAGAGAAGUGUGAGAAAACAUCAGAUUCUGGCAAUCUCAAUUGUUCAACUAAGAUUGUCUUGAACCUCGCUGUUCCUAGUGGAUCCAGUGGAGGAGAGGCUUCGAUUGUUUUGGAGAUAGUGGAGGUUGAAGAUAACUCCAGUAGUAAUAUGCAAACCGUACGGAUUCCACCGGUUAUUACAGUCAACAAAUCUGCAGCAUAUGCUCUCUACGAUCUUACUUACAUUAGGGAUGUACCUUACAAACCUCAAGAGUAUCACGUCACGACUCGUAAGUGUGAGCCUGAUGCUGGACCAGAUAUUGUACAAAUAUGUGAGAGGUUACGGGAUGAGAAGGGUAACGUUUUGGAGCAGACUCAGCCAACAUGUUGUCCAUGUGGACCGCAGCGAAGAAUGCCUUCGUCUUGUGGAGAUAUUUUUGAUAAGAUGAUAAAAGGGAAGGCAAAUACCGCGCAUUGCCUUCGUUUUCCAGGUGACUGGUUUCAUGUUUUCGGUAUUGGACAGCGGUCACUAGGAUUUAGCGUGCGAGUUGAGUUGAAGACAGGAACUAGAGUUUCAGAAGUGAUCAUUGGUCCUGAAAACAGAACAGCUACUGCAAAUGAUAAUUUCCUCAAGGUUAAUCUCAUUGGAGACUUUGCUGGUUACACAAGUAUUCCUUCUUUCGAAGACUUCUAUCUUGUUAUCCCAAGAGAGACGGCUAUAGCAGGACAACCAGGGAACUUAGGCGCCAAUUACUCAAUGUGGAUGCUUCUUGAAAGAGUGAGGUUUACAUUAGAUGGCUUAGAAUGUAAUAAAAUUGGUGUUAGCUAUGAAGCUUUUAACAGCCAACCAAAUUUCUGCUCUUCACCAUAUUGGAGUUGCUUGCAUAAUCAAUUAUGGAACUUUCAUGAGGCAGAUAUGAACCGGAUCAAUCGACACCAACUUUCUUAUUAUGGAUUAGAAGGAAGAUUUGAGAGGAUCAAUCAACAUCCAAAUGCAGGACCUCACUCGUUCUCCAUCGGAGUCACAGAAACAAUCAACACAAAUCUUAUGAUAGAGCUAAGAGCUGAUGAUAUUGAAUACGUUUUCCAGAGGAGCCCUGGUAAGAUCAUAAACAUUGUUAUACCGACAUUUGAGGCACUUACUCAAUUCGGAGUUGCAGCAGUCACAAUUAAGAAUAUUGGUGAAGUAGAAGCAUCUUAUAGCUUAACGUUCGAUUGCUCCAAAGGCGUGGCUUUCGUUGAGGAGCAAUUCUUUAUUAUAAAACCAAAAGCAGUUACAACUCGGUCUUUUAAGUUGUAUCCCACUAAAGAUCAGGCUGCAAAAUAUAUAUGCACAGCUAUACUCAAGGAUUCUCAGUUCAGCGAAGUAGACAGAGCCGAGUGUCAGUUCAGCACAACGGCCACCGUACUCGACAAUGGAACUCAGGUUACUAAUCCAUUUCAAAUUCCAGAGACUUAUCCUAAAGGUUUCUUUGAUUCGAUUAGAAUACUGUGGACUAAAGUCAUCAAUGGUUUAAUCGAUUUCAUCACGGGGGACACUUGCAGAAACAAAUGUUCAAGUUUCUUCGACUUCAGCUGCCACAUACAAUACGUUUGCUUGAGCUGGAUGGUUAUGUUCGGCCUUCUCCUCGCUCUUUUUCCAACCACUUGUGUACUUCUCUGGCUCUUGCACCAAAAGGGACUCUUUGAUCCAUUCUACGACUGGUGGGAAGAUCAUUUCGACUUAGACCAUCAUCGUAGACUAUUACCCACCAGAGAAAACGCCUUGAACCGCCAUCAUCACCAUCGCCAUCACAACCAUCGGCAUGGUGUCAAACCCCAUAAUCACCAUCGUAGGACACAACAGAGACACAAACACCAUCGUGGCGAAAACGACGACAGUUUGCAGAAGAUGAUGCUUGGACGUGACCACCACAACGAGUCUCACUACUACAACCAACUUCACCGAGUACAUAAAGAUAGCAAGCAGAAGCAGCGUAGGAGAGCCAAGCACGGGAUCGUCCUGCCACGUGAUGUGCACGUGGACAGACGGAGGAGACAAAGGCUACCGGAGAGUUAA